AUGCAAACUAUAAAGGUGAAGGACUAUAAUGAUAAGAAGGGGGUGGAUUUUAAGAAGCGCCUCGUUGAGUAUUGGAAAACUUUACAGAAGACGAAUAUGCAGUACCUUUUUAUAGUCCUGUUCAUUCAAAUCAUAAACCUAAUCUUGAUCCUGUUAAUAAUCCAGAACGGGCACUGGGCUCAGUACGUUUGGGGUUUCAUCGUUCAUCUCCUCAUCCUCACAAUCGUAGUUUCCUUCCUAAUGUUCAAGUGGCUGAGGAAGCAGAAGUGUAUUCUGUUCAUGACUGUGUUCGUGACUCCGGCAGUCCUCCUUUCUUUCAUAAUAAUAGUACUCCUAGUCGGGUUUAAGCCCUCAAGCGAGUUCCCGAAUCACUGGAGAUAUUCAGACAAUAAUUUCUCCAGAAUGGCCACUGUUGAUAAGUUUAGAGUCAGUGAGAUAGAGCUUAAGUACCCAGUCACGUUUAAAAUGGAAGUGGAUGAUUUGAAGGAAGCCGUAGAUGACUGGAUGCGGGAAAAUGGGUUCAAUGCUAAUCCUGAACCUAUUAUUGCAAAAACUCCUCCGCUGAAGGCCUCAGGAGAUGAUGUGGACAUUAUUGGGUAUUCCUUCAGUUUCUCCUACUUUGAUUUUAAGACCUUAUUUGGGAUGGUAAAUGAUCUUCACAUCCGAGUUAUUGAAUGAAGCGAUGUAUGGGGUGGCGUAAAGCUUGAAGCUCAUAGUAAUAUCAGACUGGGCCUUAAAGACUAUGGGACAAACAUCAAGUUCAUUUCAAGUCUUUACAAAUAUAUUGAGGAAAGGACUACAAAGUACAACAGGAGCAAGCUCCUGUGAGAAGACAGGAGCUAAGUUCUCAGCAUCACAAUUUCAUUUUCUAUUCUGUCCUGGGUAAGACUUAAAUUCUUAAUAUUCA
Molecule: messenger RNA, 907 nt
Organism: Moneuplotes crassus
Lineage: Eukaryota; Ciliophora; Spirotrichea; Euplotida; Euplotidae
Source: the annotation of a GenBank genome assembly